ACAAACGUAAAUUAAAUGGUCGAUAAAACUUAUCGACAAGUUUGUGUGACAGAAACAGUGCAUCCCUUAAAUAUUGACUGUGUUUGUCGUAUUUCUUUUCUUAGGUGUUAUAUUUUAUUUUCCAUAAUUGAAUAUUGUAAUAACUAUAACAUAGUUUAAACUGAUUAAAAGUAUUAUUGUUUAUUGUCGGAAUAGUUUAAUGCCUUAAAUAUGGCGCAUUUACAGUACAUGCCAGGGGAUCCGCGUUUGGUGGAUCAACUAGUUUAUGAGUUGAAGUCAAAGGGUAUUUUUGAUCAGUUCCGUAAAGAUUGCAUCGCAGACGUAGACACGAGGCCAGCGUACCAGAACCUGAGGCAGAGGGUAGAGAACUCCGUGUCCUCGUUCCUGUCACGUCAGUGCUGGAAAGCAGACCUUAAUAAGAAUCAGCUCCGAGAGAAGCUGAGGAAACAUAUACUUGAUGGAAACUACUUGGAGCAAGGUGUCGAAAGGAUUGUUGAUCAGGUGGUAAACCCAAAAGUUGCGUCCGUAUUCAUACCACAAGUUGAAGACUUAGUGUACAACUAUCUCGGAAUAUCCAGAAAGAAAACAGCGCCCACAGCUGAAACAUCAAACGGUAAAAUAAGCACUGAUGAUCUCCUGCCGACAGACUUAGAAGCAGUCAGUCCAGGGUCAGUCAAAAGUAAUGACGAUAAAAAUGAACCAAUGGAUGAAGAUUUUAAUGAAGAAAACAAAAUGGAAGUGGAUGAAACAAAAGAUGUUAAAGCCGAAGAGAAAAACUCAACCCUUGAACAAGACAAACCAAAAGUUGAAGAGGAAUCUCAGCUAUCUCAAACCCACGACCUCACCAAUGUUCCCGACGAAGACACAGACAAGAAAGCUUUGCCAAUGCAUGAAGAUAUAAGACUAGAGAAUAUACCGCCGCCUGACAACAGCCCACCGAAGGUCGAACUCGAAAAGAUCGAGCUCCCUAAAGAACCCAACAUAGCUUGUGAAAUACCAAACCCAGAUGAAAUACCCUUGCCAAAAGACGAAAAAGACCAUUACUUCAAACCUAUUGGACCUAACAGUGACGAUGAGUCCAGCAGUGACUCAUCAUUGCGCAGAAAUAUGUCUCCAUUGACACCUAUACGGAAUUAUAAUAACGAGAACUCGUGCGACGCCCAACAGGCCUUCGAGAAUGAUUCUGACAGUAAAAGCAAUGAUAAGAAAGAACCGAGCUCCUUCAGAUUCGCUAUAGAUGCUAAAUCGACUGAAAACAGUCCAGAUAAAACUGAAAAGAAAGAUGAACAAGCUAAUCUAGCGUAUCAGUUCAACAACCAAGUUAAUAUAAACACAUUUAACACGCCAGUGUACGAUGACAGUUCUAACAGCAAUAACUUACAAAUCGAUUAUGAAAGUGACGUAAAUAGCAAGACUAAUAACGAGAAAGCACCUGAAAAUGAUCAGAACACAGAAGACAAAAAAGAUAAGAAGAGUGAUGAGAGGAAGAGUAGUAACAAGAGUUCCCAUAGAUCGAGAGAUUCUAACCGACAUUCUAGUAGCAAAGACAAAAGGUCAGACUCAAAACAAUCGACUUCAAGAGACGGCAGCAGACAUGACAAGAAACCUAAAGACGACCACAGUAAAUCCAAAUCCAGUCACAAAGAACGAGAGAAGUCUAAAGAGAGAGAUCGGAGCGAGAGGAAAGACAGUAGAGAUUCGUCAAAACACAGAAGUUCCUCUCACAAGAGUAGCUCAAGCCGGCGAGAUUCUAAAUCUCAUAAGAGUUCUAGCUCAAGGCAUUCGAGCGAUAAGAAGUCUUCUGACGACAAAAAGUCCUCAUCUAGUCGAGACGAUAAAAACAGAGACAAAGAGAAAUCUGACAAAUCAGAGAGGAGCUCUGACAGAAGUUCUAAAGAUAAAAGAGAUUCGAAAACGAGCUCAUCGAGUUCACAUCGGUCUGAUAAAGACAGGAAGAGCAGUAGUAAGAGCAAACAUGAGGACAAAGAUAAGAAAAAGGAUAAAAAAGAGACCGACGAUCAUUAUAGUGUCUCUGGAAGAGGCAACCAUGGUAGACGGUCGACUGACAGAGACUCCAACGAUGGCAGUUCGUCUUCCAAAGGCUCCCAUAACCAGACCUGGUCUAAAACCACAGAAAGCAAAAAAGAAACUAAAGAAUCGAGCUCAAAGUCAGAUAACACGUCAACUAGUGGAGAAUCCACCAGCCCCAGUGAUAAAGACCAGGGAGUUGUUACAGCUAAUGACAUGAAAAGUAACCAAAAGCCCAUCAGAGUCGAAAAUCAUUUAGAGAUACCCAUCGCAAGCCCUCCAAGACUCCCUUUUGUCCCAGACGUCACAUUAAAAAAACCUAAAUUCGCCGCUAAUUUAGAAGAAGCUAAACGUAUGAUGAAAAUGAGAAAGUUCUUAGAUGAAGAACAGAAGAGAAUGAACCAAGAAGCUGCGUUGCUACUUGAGUUCCAGGCUAACGUAAGACCUAGUCUUAGUCAGGUGUACUCUAGCAUACCUGGACCAGAACUAGAGUUUGCGUGUAUUACUAAUGAACAAGUUGAAGUAGAAGAAGUUAAAGAGCCCGUCACACAACCGAUGGUUGUAGAAGAAAGUGUAACAGAGCUGAAAACUGAACAAGUGUCUAAUGAUGCUCCCAUACAAACAAUAGAAAAUGAAAUAGAAGAAUUCGAGAUUAAAAUAGAAAUCAAAUGUGAAGAUACCAUGACGGAGACAGAAUCGACUGACGACAAAGAUUUGGAUGACUCCAAGUCUUCGCUAGAUAAAAGUGAAACGUACAACGAAAACAAACCAUUCUCACAACUCAUGGAUGAAAUAUCAGAAUACAGUAAGGCGUCGGAGAAAAACAAGAAAGACUCGCUAGAUAGCAUACAAGACGAUGACAAAAAACGUACAGAACUAUUAGAGGUUGCCAUAAUUGCUGAAGUGAUAGAAAGUAAUAAAAGUAUACCCGAAAAACUGGCUGAAUCACCGGUAAAUACAGAGCCUAAAUCACCCGAAAUUGAAGAAAUACCAGUUAAUACUGAAGAUGUACCGGCUCUUACCGAGACCAACAAAGUUACGGAACCCGAGAUUGAGGUACCGAAAAACCCGGAAAAUCCUGAUGAAGAGAACCUCAAAUAUUUUGCAGAACACGAGAAAUUCGACGCAGAGAUACAAAGACAAGAAUUCAGCACUUUCCUAAAAACAUUCACGGAAGAAAACUUAAUUCCGAACAAAAUUCACGUUAUAAACUGCGAUACAUACGAAGAAAAUAUUCUCAAAGAGGUCUGUGCUAACUUCGGGAGCUACGAAGUCGUGAACUAUUACAAAAACGGCCAUUUGCGACUACCGUCAUCGGCCAAAAAUGUCGUUAAAAACAUUAACUUGGUAACUGAGAUCUCGUUACCUGUUGAUCCAGUUGAUACGACUUAUGAACCAAAAUCUCCAUCACCGGUUUUCAGUCCUGUCAAAUCUGAAUGCUCAUUCGAACUGUCCAGUGAUUACGAUGCUAAGUUAGAGGAAAUGGUCAACAAAACGUCUCGACAAGAAGUCAUGGAGAUUAUACUCGGCAGCGUUAUCGAUGAAAGUGAUAAUCCGACAAUCGAUUACUGUACGGAAUCGAGUAUCGAUAGUGAGGUGCAUUUGAAGAGAAAGCUAGUCGAAGUUGAAAGCCCGAAGAAUAAUAAUAGGCAUGUGUUGGCUAAAAUGAGAAAGCUCAGCGAUUCGGAUCAAAUCUCGUCGACUACUGAAGAAAGCGAAGAGAUAUCGAACAACAAUAAAGUUUGUAGCACGACACGGUCGAAAUACUUGGGCCGGGCGAGGCGAGUCGGCUUGCCGCGACCGAGGCGGAAUAAUUUACCAAACAGUCCAUCCAGUGACAAAUCAGUGGAGAACUACGAACAGAACACUCAGUCAACACCGCAGACACCGAAUGGCAAGUUCAAGUCCGUCACGAGAAACAAAGUCCAGAGAUACGACACCUCGGACCUCUACAAGCCGAAACUACACUAUCUAUCCAGAAGAAACAAUAUCAGCUAAGUAAAACAACUCAAAUUAAUCGGAAUAUAGUUUAAUCACCAUGUAAAGCAAUUUUUCUUUACUUGCUUUUCAAACAAUCACCGAUUGGUGCAAUAUAUGUCUAUGGUAUUAGAGUGAUCACAAUGUUAGAUGUUCCUUUUAACUCAAUCACCACUGUGAGCAAAAUUGGUGAUUAGUGUUCUGUUGAUUGGUAAUGUUCGUUCCUUCUCCCGGCUACUGGUUGUAUUUAAGGGAGGCAUUGUGGGAUGGUAGAUAAAUAUAAUUAAUUGCCGGACAAUGAUGGUUGUAAAGAUUUAUAGUAGAAGUGAUAAUCGGAAUGCAAUGUAAUGUAAUGACGAAUUCUUUUAUCAAAUUUCAGCUCAUUGUUGUUCAUAUGGUACAAAAAAACAUUUUUGAACUCUCUGUAUAAGAAAAUUGUGUGGAAGUUCAAUUUUAUGGGGUUGACUACCACUAUGCAUAGACUGUUGCUUACACAAUGGCAACAUUUUUUAUAGGAGGUAGUUUACCCAUACAUCUUUUAAAUGUAUGCACAACCCUCAAAAACAAAAUGGCUGUUCUGUUUAAAAGGAGUGGUUCGCAAUUCAUUUUAUUUAUUACGAAUUCACCAUGUUUUACAAUCUCAGCUGUCAAUUGUAUAAUGUUACUGUUAAUUUUAAAUACUUGCCCUUUUAUAAUGAAGUGCCCUACGGUGCUUUUUUAAUUUUAAUUCUGGUUUUCAUUAAACGUUUUAAUAUUCAUUAGAACUUAGAAACAUCCACUCAUACUCCCCAUUGUUAUUUUAAAUAUAGAUUAAAAAAAA
Trichoplusia ni (cabbage looper) is the source of this 4825-nucleotide messenger RNA. RefSeq names its product biorientation of chromosomes in cell division protein 1-like 1. The transcript has 5 exons. Lineage: Eukaryota; Metazoa; Arthropoda; Insecta; Lepidoptera; Noctuidae. The record is from RefSeq and is a predicted model, not a curated record. The coding region runs from base 211 to 4026 and encodes 1271 amino acids.